This is a messenger RNA of Ceratosolen solmsi marchali, 1414 nucleotides long. RefSeq names its product IQ domain-containing protein D-like. Bases 65 to 1330 code for a protein of 421 amino acids. The record is from RefSeq and is a predicted model, not a curated record. Gene Ontology annotation, biological process: cilium organization. Gene Ontology annotation, cellular component: cytoplasm; motile cilium. NCBI's taxonomy places the organism in Eukaryota, Metazoa, Arthropoda, Insecta, Hymenoptera, Agaonidae. Gene Ontology annotation, molecular function: protein binding. The transcript has 4 exons.
GGGCACAAUGUCGCCCCAUGCGCAUUUGUCAUAAUUAAUCUCAUUCACGAGAAACCGUCCAUGAAUGGCGCUCGCGCAAAAGCAACUGGACACCUCGGAUACGGAUUCAGAGAAGCGCUCGACGAUGACCUCGCGGAUAAACACGAUGGUAGAGAACUCGGUCGUCAGCGAUGAAAAUUUGUCGGACAAUCUCUCGGGCAAUAUUGCCGUUCAUAACAUGUCCGUGAAGUUCCCCUGUGAGAAGUGUAUCGGCGAGCUCGAAGCCAAAGCCUUCAUUGCGAUCCUGCAGGAGGCCGUGACGAACCUCGAGAUUCUUCGAGGCACCUUGAGAAAGCCCAAGAGCAACGACUCGCAGACCACCAAGAGCGGCCCGCCGAGCCGCAUUAUCAUGAGAAAGAAAAAUAGCUGCUCGGAGAAGAACGAGAUGGAGAUGUUUUUCGGGAAGGAUGUGGGACUCGAGCCCGUGGUGCUCAGCAUCCAAGAUAAGCUGCUAAGGGACAGGGACUUGGCUUAUAAUUUUUUUGAUAAUGUCGCUUACGAGCUUGAACGCAAUAAUAGUUGUGAUUUUCUUAUAAACGAAGUCGGGACGAUUAUUAAAUUGAAAGAAAAAGAGAGUCAGCUUAAGGUAAAUUUGAAGAUUUGGUCGGAUUUAGUUUCAAAAUUACGAUCUUCACAAAUUAAUCUCAAAGAAGAUUUCGAAAUAAAUAAAAAGAAGUAUUUGAAAGAAAUAAGUGAAUUAGCUCAAAAUAUUGACAACUCGUAUUGCGCCAACAUCGAAAAAUUAGAUUACAUCAUAAAAUGGGAAACGUCAAAGUUAGAACAGCAAAAUAUGCGAUUAUCGCUGCAGGAAGAAGAGGUAAGAAAUGAGAUCAAGAAAUUGGAAAAGGCAAGAGCCAUUGAUGCAAAAGUUUCCGAUGAAUUGCGCAUUUACGGACAAUCGGUAAUAAAUGCAUACGAGAACGAUAUCGUAGAUUGGACAAAUCGAUACAAUAAUGAAAUGGAAAGACGCCAAAUAGAAAUCAAUGCAGUUGAGGACAAUAUUAAAGAAAUAAAUACAUUUCUCUUAGAAUCACGCAAAUUAUACGACGAAAGGCAGAUAGUCGUAGAUAAAGAUUUAGAGGAAAAGAAUAGAGAGAAUGAAAAAAUAGAAUACUGGAAAACUAUAAACGACUGGGCAACAGUGAUCCAAGCUGUUUGGAGAGGAUAUAUGGUGAGACAUAAAUUGGGUCCUUUCGCCAAGUUAGGGUAUAAAAAGCCAAAGAAGUCAAAAAGGUCAAAAAGGUCAAAGUCAAAAAAAAAUAAAUUAAAAAAAUCGAAAAAUGAAAAAUAAACUAAUGUUAUUUCGUAUGAAAGUAUAUGAAUUAUGGUAUAUACACUUGUAAAUCCAAAAACAAUAUAAUACAUAUAUUUAACA